AUGGGGAACAUGUACUUUGAUGUGAUGCUCAUCACUGUCGCAACGGUGGGCAAGAUCAUGCUGUGCGCCCUCGCGGGCAUGCUCGUCUCGAGGUACUACUCUAACCCGAAAGAAACUCUGACGGGUCUUAGCUACAUCUCCGCGAGGGUGUUCCUCCCGUGUCUGCUGUUCGCAAACCUAUGCGUGAACGUGACGUGGGAGCAGCUCAGCCAGUUCUAUUGGGCACCGUUAUUUGCGGUGCUGCCGAUGGGGAUCGGCUUCCUGCUCUCGAUGCUGGCAUGUGCCCUUCUCAAAAGGGAGUACCACUUCCUCAUAAUCCUUUCCAGCUCCUUCCAGAAUGGCCUCACGUUCCCGGUGAGCGUGCUGAUUAACCUGAAUGGCAUCGAGUGGUUCACACAGGCGGCCGUCGUGGACGCGCAGUCCUACAUCUUCCUGUACAACGUGGUGUGCUCGAUAGGGCUGUGGGCUGUCGGUGACUCCAUGAUUGCCUACGCGAAGGCCAAGGAAGCGGCGUCUGAGGAGGCCAAUGAUGAGGAGUUGGUGACCAGGCAGUGCCCGUACAGCACCGAUGGGCGUGUCGACGGCGAAGCGGAGGGUAAGGAAGAGGCGCAGUCGUCACCGCGCACGGCAGCAGCAGCGGCACAGCAGGGCCAUGCGACCGCGCGCGAGCAACUUGGGUGGUAUCGGCCAGCGCACGCAAGUGACAAGCCGAUCACGCUGCCACCAGGGUCCCCUGCGAUUCUUCUGGAUGAUGAGAUGCGCAUUGCAAAUUCAAAGGUCAAGUCGAGGGCCGACCGUCUCAAGCGCCUGAGCCGGAUUGCUCUCGCAUCGAUGCAGUCCCCAACAGUGCUGAGCAGCAUCAUCGCCCUCGCCAUCUCCCUCACACCGCCACUGCGGCGGCUGGCAAAGAGCCCUUUUGGCGAGCCCUUCGUCGGUGGCAUGGCCCUCGUCGGCAAGGGGGCCAUUCCGCUGCAUCUGGUGGUGCUGGGCUCCUCCAUCGCGGCCAGCCGCCCCAGGGCUGACCCGACAUCCCCGACGAAGGGGGUGCAGGUGACCAUAUCGUCUCCCACCACAUCGGCCCCGCGGCCGACGAACGCAGAUGGCACCGUCUUUGACGUGUCCGCGUCGCAGCCCAGCAGGGGGGGACUCAACGCUCUUCGUUCCUGGAUCACCUCGAGGGUGCAGCCGCAGAUUCUCUUCACAUGCUGCGCGGUGGUGACGCGGCUCGUGAUAAUUCCGUGCGUCUGCUUCCUUGCCCUGCACACCCUUGUGAAGAUGGGCCUCAUGCCGAGCGAGAAGCCAUUUUUGCUCGCGAUACUGGUGGCCAUCAUAUCGCCGACCGCGAAUAACUCGACGUUGAUCUGCACCAUGCGUGAAUACCACGUCCGCGACUACUCGCACAUGAUGUUUUUCAUGUACCUCAGCAGCAUCAUCACAUCCUCCGUAUGGCUCUUCUGCAUCCUCUUGUACUUGUCGGACUAG
Leishmania mexicana MHOM/GT/2001/U1103 is the source of this 1482-nucleotide messenger RNA. Its product is annotated as putative transporter. Gene Ontology annotation, cellular component: membrane. The record is from RefSeq and is a predicted model, not a curated record. The transcript has a single exon. Bases 1 to 1482 code for a protein of 493 amino acids. NCBI's taxonomy places the organism in Eukaryota, Euglenozoa, Kinetoplastea, Trypanosomatida, Trypanosomatidae. Gene Ontology annotation, biological process: endoplasmic reticulum to cytosol auxin transport.